CACAGCAUCGCUGUGCGGGUGGGCGCCGCUUCCUGGGCCUCAUGGGGGCCAGCCUGGGGGCUGUCGUCUCUCAGUGGUGGGGGCAGGGGGCUCAGGGCCCAGCACGGGCGGUGCAGGGCGCCGGGCCGCGCCGCCCCCUCCCGGCCUCAUACCUUGCCCACAGCCGAGCAGCUGGGAGGCUAUUUAUAAAGGCGGGUGAGAUCAGCGGCCGAGGCUAUAAAUGUAAGGGCCGCGGCCAGGCCCAGAGAGCGGCUGCCCGGGGCGCUGGAGCUGCGAGCCGGGCCAUGAUGAGCGCCAGCGGCGGCGGUGGCGAGGACAGCGGCGGCAGCAGCAGCAGCUCUCAGGCCUUUGAGUACACUGGGGCCGCGGCGGCGGCGCCCCGCAUGCUGCAGGGGCUCCUGGGCUCCGACGACGAGGAACAGGAGGAUCCCAAGGACUACUGCAAGGGCGGCUACUACCCGGUGAAGAUCGGAGACCUGUUCAAUGGGAGAUACCACGUGGUGCGCAAGCUGGGCUGGGGGCACUUUUCCACCGUCUGGCUGUGCUGGGACAUCCAGCGCAAGCGCUUGGUAGCCCUGAAAGUGGUGAAGAGCGGUGGCCACUACACGGAGACAGCUGUGGAUGAGAUCAAGCUCCUAAAAUGUGUGCGAGACAGUGACCCCAGUGACCCCAAAAGAGAAACCAUUGUGCAGCUCAUUGAUGACUUCAAGAUCUCAGGGGUGAAUGGAGUCCAUGUGUGCAUGGUACUGGAGGUGCUGGGCCACCAGCUGCUCAAGUGGAUCAUCAAAUCCAACUACCAGGGCCUGCCUGUGCCCUGCGUGAAAAGCAUCGUGCGGCAGGUGCUGCACGGUCUGGACUACCUGCACACCAAGUGCAAGAUCAUCCACACGGACAUCAAGCCUGAAAAUAUUCUCCUGUGCGUGGGGGACGCCUACAUCCGGCGCCUCGCCGCUGAGGCCACCGAGUGGCAGCAGUCUGGGGCACCGCCACCAUCCCGCUCCACAGUCAGCACUGCCCCUGAGGAAGUCUUGGUGGGGAAACUGUCCAAAAACAAGAAAAAGAAGCUGCGGCGCAAGAGGAGGCAGCAGAAGCUGCUGUUGGAGGAACGCCUGCGGGAUCUGCGGCAGCUAGAGGCCAUGGAGGAGGCUGCGACUGCGGCACAGGCCCGGGCUGAGGAUACCGGCUCCAGAUUAGAGGGGGGCAGUGGCUCCACCUCUUCCUCAGGCUGCCAUCCUGGGGGGGUGCAGGGCGGCCCCUCGCCAGCAUCAUCAUCACCGGGCCCCUGGGGGGAACGCAGCCCCAGCCCUGGCUCUCAGACCUCGGGCUUCUCGGGUUCCCUCUUCUCGGCCGCCUCGUGCUCUGUCCUCUCCAGUUCAUCCAACCAGCGGGAGGCAGGGGGCCUCCUUUCUCCCAGCACACCAUUUGGUGCCUCGAACCUCCUGGUGAACCCUCUAGAGCCCCAGAAUGCAGACAAGAUCAAGAUCAAGAUCGCGGACCUGGGCAAUGCCUGCUGGGUGCACAAGCACUUCACUGAGGACAUCCAGACAAGGCAGUACCGGGCCGUGGAGGUCCUGAUUGGUGCCGAGUAUGGGCCCCCGGCCGACAUCUGGAGCACAGCAUGCAUGGCUUUCGAGUUGGCCACGGGCGACUACUUGUUCGAGCCACACUCAGGAGAGGACUACAGUCGCGAUGAAGAUCACAUCGCCCACAUUGUGGAGCUCCUGGGCGACAUCCCCCCUGCAUUUGCCCUCUCGGGCCGCUACUCUCGAGAGUUCUUCAACCGCAGAGGGGAGCUGCGGCACAUCCACAACCUCAAGCACUGGGGCCUUUAUGAAGUGCUCAUGGAGAAGUACGAGUGGCCACUGGAGCAGGCCACACAGUUCAGCGCCUUCCUGCUGCCCAUGAUGGAAUAUAUCCCCGAGAAGCGUGCCAGUGCUGCCGACUGCCUGCAGCAUCCCUGGCUCAACCCUUAGGCCCUGAGGGCUGUGGAUGAGCCCCCUCUAUUCUAGCCCCCAGCCCACUGCACUCGC
Messenger RNA from Suncus etruscus (white-toothed pygmy shrew), 2030 nucleotides. RefSeq names its product SRSF protein kinase 3 (gene SRPK3). The coding region runs from base 42 to 1973 and encodes 643 amino acids. NCBI's taxonomy places the organism in Eukaryota, Metazoa, Chordata, Mammalia, Eulipotyphla, Soricidae. Gene Ontology annotation, molecular function: protein kinase activity; ATP binding. The transcript is spliced from 15 exons. The record is from RefSeq and is a predicted model, not a curated record. Gene Ontology annotation, biological process: regulation of mRNA processing; protein phosphorylation; spliceosomal complex assembly.